UCCAGUCGCACUCCAUGGAGGCACUUUGGCCUGCGUGUGUGCUUUGGUUAGCCUCAAGCUUUCCCUGCUGACUAUGAACUCAACUGCCAUCAAUGAGGGACCACAGUACGACUCACCACUGGGGAACUUCCACAGCUUGUCCACACCUUUUUCAAGAGGUCAAUGACCUCCCAGGACACACUUUCAUGUAUCGGAUGAGCACUUUUAUCAAGUGAGGAAAUGGCCAAGGUGUACAGACUCUAUGUAGGAAUAGUAACAGGUAAGAUUUGCAGUUUUUCACUUGAAUCAGUGUCCACCUUCACUGCUGUGUGGUGGUAAAGUGAUUUAUUAGUUUAGCAAACCAUGACAGAUACACAGGAGUGAUGUACAUUAUAUUCUAUGCUAUAAACAAUCUGAACUUUUUAUACAUGUUUUCUUCUUUGGAGAUAUCAUGCUCAUAUAAAAAUGCCACUCUAUGUAUUCAUGUGAUACUGUUUUGACUGCUGGCGCACUUUUCCACACCCAUGUGCUUUAAAAGCCAUGCAGAGACAGUAGACUUAAGGACAGUGCUUUCCCUUCUGUGCUGUAAUUGUACAGUAGACCAAAGUGUUGGUUAAUAAUUGAAUGAAGAGUCCAUACACUAACAAUAUACACCCUGUGAUUACUGAUCAUUGUCAUAACAAGCUUCCCUCAUAUGGAGUGAAAAUGACAUUUGGAUACCAAAUGGAACUGCCUGUAUAUAAAUUUACUGCUUUGAGACUGGCCAAGAUAAUUACUAUGGUUUGUCUUGAGAGUAGUAAAAGUGUUUGUUAUUGAGAGAGUGUGGCUCAGACAGAAGUGGGCGUGAACACUCUCCUCUUCCUUCCCUAAAAGGCUGGCUGGCAUCAUGACGCAGAAACUAUUUGACAAUUCUUUGCCUGUCAUGGUGCUCUCUAAAGCAGUUUCUGUGGGUGGGAUUAGCUUUUAGCAUUGUACAUGUGUAUCUAUUUGUGUGUGUGUGUGUGUGCGUGUGUGUGUGUGUGUGUGUGUGUGUGUGUGUGUGUGUGUGUGUGUGUGUGUGUGUGUGUGUGUGUGUGUUUGUGUGAUCAGCUAUUGUUUGUGUUUCUGGUUGCAGCUCUGGCCUUAUGCAAAUACUCCUUGGCAGAGUGGAAUACCACCGAAGAGUCUGCCAAUCGAACUGUGUCCCACUGUCAUCAUCAUGGAAAUGGAGACAAUUGCACAGGUAAUACAGGGCAGUGGAAUGGUCACUUUUCAAAAUGUCCAGAGGACCUCAUGCACUACUGUAUCCACGGGGAGUGUCGUUACAUUAAAGCACAAAAAGCACCCUCAUGCAGGUGCCAGCAUGGUUACAUUGGUUCCAGAUGUGAAUACGUGGACCUGGAUUGGCGGAUAGGAGAGAAACGGCAAAUCAUAAUCGCCUGUGUCAUCGCGGGGCUCGUGUUCCUCAUUCUUCUCAUUGUAUUCAUCUGCAUCUGUUCACAUCGUAGGUGCAGACUGUGGCGGCGGAGGGGAAGACGGAGGGAAGAACCACCGAAUGGGACAGAGAAGCUCAGUAUGAUGGACACCAGAGCUACACACACAACCAUAACGCCAGACUUGACAGAGCCACCACACACUAACGCUGUAUGAGAGUGACGGCAGUGUGCUGUAGAAGCUCCCUCUGUGCUGGACAGGAAUGAGGCCUGCUCAAAGGAGGGACAUUUUUGGAUAAAGUGUGGCUGCGUUAGAACAAGCAGGAGCACAAAGGAGUUCGCUCUCUCCUCUAAAGGGGCAGCCCGGCCUGAAACUUCAAAGAAGAUGCUUUCCUGGAUUUAUGGUACACACAAGUUGGAGAUCAGUGUUCAGCAGGCAUUGAGUUAGCAAGGAUGCUUUUUUUCCCCUGCUGUUGAAGAGCAACAGGCACUUGUAGCCUUUCACACAGAGCUGCUGACUGCAUGGCACUAAAUAAAAUGUUGCUAUGUUGAAAAAAGCUGUGACACCAUCUGGCAGCCGGUGAUAACAGUCAAUCAAGUUAAUGGUCUGUAUGUGUGGGAGACACAGAGACACUGGUGAACGAGAGAAAAGGGACUGUAUGAAGAUGCUACACUCCAUGUUCUCUUCGGGGAACUCUUUAACUAAAUAACCCAUUGAAUGUAUAGAAAUAUGCUGAGUACCAGCAGCUGCAGUAUACUGCUUCAAUAUGCUGUAUUUGUGUGUCAUAUUGUUUAUACUUUGUUUAUUGCUGCUUUUGGUAAAGUUUAAUCUCACAAAUGCACAGUGUUGAUAUUUAAAAAUUAAAAACAUCAGCUCAGUUAUCACUUAUUCCUCCUUCAUAUCUCUAUGUAGACUCACACAGAAUAUUGUUACUCAUCAACAUUAGCAAUGCAAGAAGAGCCUUCGCUAUAGGAAAGGUUGCAGUUCUGGACUCCCAGGUUUGGACGAGGACAAGGAGAACUUGUGCUGGAGGAUUUUUUUGAUCUGUAUAUUUGGAGCCGAGCAGCCUCCGAGCUACAGAGACAGAACAGCCGAGCCUGUGUGUGAAGGCUCGACUGAGGUGAAAGUGCUCCACUGUAUGAGACAAACUGCCAGCCUUUCACUGGGUUUAAUGUGUAUCUGUAUGUGUAUUAGCUCUGCAUCUAAAUGUAGAAUGAAGAGCGUUAGGACACUCCUAGUGUUUAAAUAUAAUGUAUUUUCAAUAAAUAUGUCUGCUGUAAAGUAAA
Scomber japonicus (chub mackerel) is the source of this 2678-nucleotide messenger RNA. RefSeq names its product betacellulin, epidermal growth factor family member (gene btc). Gene Ontology annotation, biological process: epidermal growth factor receptor signaling pathway; positive regulation of cell population proliferation; positive regulation of mitotic nuclear division. The coding region runs from base 955 to 1608 and encodes 217 amino acids. The record is from RefSeq and is a predicted model, not a curated record. NCBI's taxonomy places the organism in Eukaryota, Metazoa, Chordata, Actinopteri, Scombriformes, Scombridae. The transcript is spliced from 5 exons.